This is a messenger RNA of Paramecium pentaurelia, 843 nucleotides long. The record is from the annotation of a GenBank genome assembly. NCBI's taxonomy places the organism in Eukaryota, Ciliophora, Oligohymenophorea, Peniculida, Parameciidae.
AUGCUAAACUAGAUUUCAGCUUUACUCUAUAUUUACUUUAAAGAUUAAAAUGGUGAAUUGGAAUAUAAUAGAUUUAUAUAAUAUUGUGAAGUGAUAGGCUUUCUUAACUUUAUGGGUUUCUUUUUAAAUGCUUUUGAAUAAAAUCCAAAGACUAAAGGCAAUUCUUUUAAGAUUAUAGUGGAAUUGAUUUGUUCUUUAUUAGGAUUAGUAUUGAUAUUAAGCUACUAUUAUAUUUAUUUUAUGGAAUUAUCAAUCAAUAGUAUAUCAAUGCUUAUAGGAUUGAUAUAUAUUUGGGCUAAUGAAUGCUCACUAUAUUAUUUUUUAAGUGAUAAGGGAUUAUACAGCAUGCUUAGUUUAUUUAUUACAACUAAUGUUUUAUUGUCUAAUGGAAAUAUUGCUUUGAGAGGAUGUGGAUAAUUAAAUGUAAAUAAUAAUUUUAUGGCUUAGAAUUUAUUUGAUUAUAGUUCAAUCAAUUUAAUAGUGUUAUGUGUUCAAUUUUCAUGGUCAGGAGAACCAAACAUAAAGAAUACAAAUAAUUUAUUUUAAAUAAUUUCAAGAUAAGAUUGUUUUAGAUUAAUAGUGUACUUUUUAUUAUUUAAUAUUUUGAAUAAUACAAUUAAAUCAUUUAUAGAGAAUACUUAUGAAAUAAUACCAACUUUGGUUACAUUGAUACCAUACAUUUGGGCAACGAUUAAAUUUAAUUAACGAAGAUACAAAUUAGCAUUUGGAUUAUUCCUAUUUUGUCUAAUAAUUUAUUUUCCAAUAGAUAUUUAAAUAAAAUAAUAAUAUUAAUUGCAAAAAUUGCAAUAAUUGGAAUAAUUGGAAUAAUAAAAUUAAUUAUGA